UGUUACAUUGUAACAGACGGGGCCGGGGCGAAGCGGGGCGAAGCGAGGAGAAAGGCGUCUUCUCGUCCCAACAUUAGCAACAUUAGCAACAUUUUGACACCAUUCGGUAACAAAAAAAAGCAGCCAAAACCCGCGUUAAAGCGAGAAGACAGCUAAGUAAGCACCGCCGACUGAACCCGCCCCGGGAAGAGAGAGAGAAGGAGAAAGGAACACAGAUGUCAGCGGAUUUCUCCAUCGCCAGCAUCUUGACAUCAGGAGGAGAAGAGAAGACAUUCGGCUCAUUCACAUUAGUCGCGUUGCACCGAAAAUGUUGGGAAAUAAAUCGCAGCUAAUCAUACGACGUUCCCUCUUUCUGCCGUGUGUCCUUUAAAUAGAUGGGCAUGCAACAUUUGAAGAAAAGCCGCAGGUCUAGCAGACAGCCCCGGCUCUGUCUUCCUAUUUCAGUGUGCAGAACAAUGAGCAUGGAGUAGCCUCAUCUAGUAGCCUCAUAUUGUCCUAUUGGUGGUGUAAAUUGACAGUCACACAAGCUUUGGGCCAGAUUACUUUCAUUGCUUCACGGUUGCAGUCUCGGUUCAGGGAUACCGGUUUUGGCACACAGAACAGCAUCUCAUAGGGCGUUGAAAGACUGGUGUGCGGCUCACAUUGGAGAGGGAAACGACCGGCGAGUUGCUUGGAAUAAGGCUCCCUGUUUCUGCCCCAGACAACGAGUUUCCAUGGAGGCAGGUUCGUCCCUCAGCCUCAAACGAAGAUAUGAAGAGGUGGACAACAGCUCUCCAUUCUCUACACCGAAGGACUCCGACGAUGACAUCUCCAGCAGUGACAGCGCCGACAGCUGUGACAGCCUCAACCCGCCUUCCAGCACUGCAUUUACCCCCACGUCCAUCCUCAGACAGCACAAGCCGUCACCGGGGGGGAAACGGGUACGUUUUGACGUGGUGACGGUGUAUUACUUCCCCCGGCGGCAGGGGUUCACCAGUGUGCCAAGCCAGGGGGGCAGCUCCCUGGGCAUGGCCCGCCACCACUCCUCCAUCAGACACUACACGCUGGGCGAGUUCGCCCGCGAGCAGGAGACAAGCCACCGGCACACUUUACGUCAGCACCUGCGCCAAGAGAAGCUCAACGCCCGCAAGAUGAAGCUGACGAGGAACGGCACGGUGGAGUGCGCUCAGGCCGACCUGCUGACUCUGGAGGAUGUCUCAGACGAGGACCUCGACGUGGACGGCGUGGAGGUGGACGACUGUUUCUUCCUCCAGCCGCUGCCCACAAAGCGCCGCCGAGCCCUCCUGCGAGCCUCCGGCAUUGGCCGCAUAGACGCGCGGGAGAAGGCAGAGCUCAGAACCAUCCGCCUCUCGCGGGAAGAAUGCGGCUGCGACUGCCGCCUGUACUGCGACCCUCGCCACUGCGGCUGCAGCCAGGCCGGUAUUAAGUGCCAGGUGGAUCGAAUGUCGUUCCCGUGUGGCUGCUCUAGAGAUGGCUGCGGCAACAUAGCGGGCCGCAUCGAGUUCAACCCUCUGCGCGUCAGAACUCACUACCUGCACACCAUCAUGAAGCUAGACCUGGAGAAGAGGAGGAUGCUGAUACAGGGGACCGGAGACCAGUAUGCUGAAUUGGACCAGAUGUCCUCCCCCUCCUCCACCUGCCCCACUUCUCCAGACCUAUCCUCUGUCGCCGGCCUGGACUCCGAGCUGGAGGAGAACGAGGUGCAGAUGGUGGUGGAGGUCCAGGACCUCCUGGUGGAGCAGGACAUUCUAGAGCGAGAGAACGAGACGGCCGUGCUGCACCUGCAGAGCGCCGAGGAGCAGGAGAGAAGGGAGAGGGAGGAGGCGGAGGGGGAGGCGGUGCAGCGGGAGCUGGGCGCUGGAGGUCUCGCGGAGCAGCCUCUCUGCCUGCUGCCCGGCGCUUUGGGAGGGGAGCAGGCGGAGGUGGCGGGUGUGGAGCAGGUCCUCCUGCAGGGGCCGUUCCCCACGGGGGCCACGGUGCUCUGCAUCACUGACAACCAGGAGGAGAGCCCCUCUGACCUCCUCAAAGACUCCACCUCUCUGCUCUACUAUCAGCUCAGCCCCAUAGAGCCGGGAGCCUUCGAGACCCUACCCAGAGCUGAGGAGGCUGAACAAGAGGAGAGAGAUUCAGGAGGAGGCGAGAGGAAACAAGAGGUGUUGAAGCCUGAAGAGAUCACCUGCAGGCAGAGUUCAGGCAAGUCUUUGACCAACGUGAUUCUGUGCUCAGAGGAGUGCAUGUCCAUCGUAGAGGAGAGUCCCCAGCAGAGCCUCUCUGAGUUGCAGUGCCAACGGGAGGCGUGUUCCGAGGACGAAGUAAACCCACUGCCUCCUGAAGUUUAGCUCUAGCUUCUCUGCAGACAUUUUGCACAAUAGCUUCAUCUAGGAUGAAAAAAAAUCCACAUUUCACACAUUUAAUACUGCUAUCAUCAUGAAUUAUUACAGGUUGCAAUCUUGUAGUGACUGAAUUAUGUGGAGUAUUACAAUACAUGAGUGGAGGGGAUGCUGAAAGCACAUACAGACCACUCCCCAGAAGUAAUAUGGAUGCAGCUACAAGAAAACAUUGUACGUCAUUGUGUCGUUGGGGGUGAUGAAUGCGGCCUUAAUGGAAAAAAAACAUUUGUGUGUAGAAGUGUCGAUGACACAGUGCAGCAAGUAGUUAAUUUCCAACGUAGCGAACAGAAAAAAACACGUGUGAAUGCUGACAUAAGCCUUUUUGUUUGGUGAUGUAUAACGCUAUCAAUACAAAUUGUUUCGCUGGUGAA
Messenger RNA from Sebastes umbrosus (honeycomb rockfish), 2761 nucleotides. RefSeq names its product cysteine-serine-rich nuclear protein 2 (gene csrnp2). Gene Ontology annotation, molecular function: sequence-specific DNA binding; DNA-binding transcription factor activity, RNA polymerase II-specific. Gene Ontology annotation, cellular component: nucleus. Gene Ontology annotation, biological process: regulation of transcription by RNA polymerase II. The record is from RefSeq and is a predicted model, not a curated record. NCBI's taxonomy places the organism in Eukaryota, Metazoa, Chordata, Actinopteri, Perciformes, Sebastidae.